Messenger RNA from Zasmidium cellare ATCC 36951, 1206 nucleotides. RefSeq lists its product as uncharacterized. The transcript is spliced from 5 exons. The coding region runs from base 1 to 1206 and encodes 401 amino acids. The record is from RefSeq and is a predicted model, not a curated record. Gene Ontology annotation, molecular function: dioxygenase activity. Lineage: Eukaryota; Fungi; Ascomycota; Dothideomycetes; Mycosphaerellales; Mycosphaerellaceae.
AUGGCCCCCUCCGCUCUUUUCAACCCUCCAUCAUCAGACUUACCUGGCAAACCUUUCGUACCCGAAUGGGUUCCUCCACCAGUGACAAACGAGAAAGAGAACUUCGCACAACUGAAGUCAAUCGAUCUGUCUCUGCUUGAUUCUGAUGAUCCGGCUGUUGUCAAUAAUCUCAUCCAACGGGUGAAGACGGCGAUUCGCGAUGAUGGGUUCCUGUUCCUCGAGAAUUAUGGCGUCUCCUUGGAACAGCUGCACCGACAAUUUGCUCUCGCCCAGUAUCUGUACUCCAACAUAAGCGAAGAGGAUAAAGAACGGCUCCUUUUCGACCCUGACACCGGCCGCUGGUCUGGAUACAAACAUCCUUUUGGUUUCAAGCGUCAUCGUGCAAUCCCAGAUGGCAUCGAGCAGUUCAAUUGGUACAAACGCGACUGGGAGGAUCUGAACCGGGUGCCAACCUGUCUGCACCCUUUCAUGGACGAGAUCGAGUCAUUCAGCAACUACCUCACCAAGUCAGUCAACCGGAGACUCCUGACUCUGUUCUCGCGAGUGUUGGAGCUUCCAGACGACUACCUCUGGAAUAAUGUUCAGUCUCAUGGAGGUCCUACAGGAGAAGGCUACUUUCGCCAUGCGCUUUUCCGGCCGGUUGAAAAGCAGACCGCGGAGGCUUCCAAGGGGCUUCGAAUGCACGGCCAUACCGAUUUCGGUUUGACGACUUUGUUGUUCUCGGUCCCGAUCUCAUGCUUGCAGAUCUGGGGUCGUGAUGAGAAGUGGUAUUAUGUCCCGUAUAAGUCUGGUGCCCUUGUGAUCAACAUUGGAGACACCUUGGAGAUUGUCUCUGGAGGUCAUUUCAAGGCGACUCGUCAUCGUGUUUUCAAGCCUCCGGUUGAUCAGAGAAACUCAGAUCGACUGUCACUGGUCCUUUUCAACAGUUCAGUCGGUGACUUGCGCAUGUCGCCGGUUGCUUCUUCGCCUCUAAUCCAACGUGAAGGCUGUGUCGAAGAGCAAGGAGUGUACAAAGAGUUCAAAGAGCGCACAGCAGCGGGCAAGCUUGUGCCGACAAACCGCGAGUGGCGUGAAAUCCAGAUUGCCACUGCGACAGAUCCCACAGACACUGUUCGAAACCGCGUCGGGGCGGAUCAGGUACUCAUCGACGGAAAGCUCAUGCAUCAGCGGGAAUACCUGGGAGUGAAAGUCUGUCUUCCAGUUUGA